This is a messenger RNA of Carica papaya (papaya), 1648 nucleotides long. It is a transcript of the gene MDA1, whose product is annotated as Mitochondrial transcription termination factor family protein. Gene Ontology annotation, molecular function: double-stranded DNA binding. The record is from RefSeq and is a predicted model, not a curated record. Gene Ontology annotation, biological process: regulation of DNA-templated transcription. NCBI's taxonomy places the organism in Eukaryota, Viridiplantae, Streptophyta, Magnoliopsida, Brassicales, Caricaceae.
CUAAACUGAACCACAUAAAAAGGAGAUAUCGUACUGAAUCGUUUAUUUGCUUUUUUUUUCUUUGCUCAAAGCUUCAAAGAGAAAAAGAAUGAGAUCUUUCUGCGCAUUCCGCGCCUCUGAACUCUCCUUCAUUGCAAGACGACCUGUCCUUGUUACGAGGACGAAACUUUCUUAUCACUGUAAACUCUUUUUCUGCCAAGCAAAGUCUGUUGAUUAUGAAGGAGAUGGAACAUUUGGUUUAAGAGUAGUGCCUCCAACCUUGUUAGCAGCAGAAAAAGAAGAGGCAAAGGCUGUGUUGACCUUGUUUCUGAAAAAGCAAGGCUUGAGCAAUGCAAUUGCUGCAAGAACCAUCAACAAAUCAGAACUCUUCAUUGAUCACCUUGUCUCAAGGCUUCAUUCAGUUCAUAAAUCUCGAUAUCUCGUAGGAAGGGAGCUCACAACUCUUGAGAUUCGGGAUGCUCUUAUUCCUUACCUCGAGUCUCUCCUUGAAGAACAUGGAAACAUUCUGGUAGAUGUAGUUGAGAACUUCCCAGACCCACCUACUAAAGAGAAAACAGAGUCACAGGUCUCUCCACCCCAUUCGACUCUUGACUCUAAGAAGCUAAAAGCUGUAUCCCGUGUGAGUGAAACUGGUCCAGAAGGGGAGCUGCGCCCUCAAGUUCUCUAUUUACUUGAUCUUGGCAUGGAUCUUGAGCAGAUCAAGGUAAUUACACGCAAAUUCCCCUCCUUUCCUUACUACAGCUUGGAUGGUAAAAUUAAGCCAGUGGUUGAGUUUCUCCUUAAUCUCGGAGUACCCAAGUCAGAUAUUCCCAUCAUUCUAAGUAAAAGGCCUCAAUUAUGUGGAAUAAGUCUUUCUGAGAAUCUUAUUCCCACCAUGAUGUUUUUAGAAACUCUGGGAGUGGACAAGAAGCAGUGGGCAAAAGUUAUAUUUCGUUUUCCAGCACUUCUCACCUAUAGCAGGCAGAAGCUAAAGGCAACUGUAGAUUUUCUCUAUGAAAUGGGGCUCUCAAAAGAGAGCAUUGGCAAGAUUCUAACACGCUGCCCAAACAUCAUAAGUUACAGUGUUGAGGACAAGCUAUGGCCGACGGCUGAGUACUUCCGGUCCUUAGGGGUCAAUGUUGCUUUGCUUCUUCACCGCUGUCCACAGACUUUUGGUCUCAGCAUUGAGGCCAAUUUGAAGCCUGUAACAGAAUUUUUCUUGGACAAGGGUUACAGCAUAGAUGAUGUUGGGACAAUGAUUUCAAGAUAUGGAGCUUUAUAUACUUUUAGCCUUGCUGGCAACUUGACACCAAAAUGGGAGUUCUUUCUUACAAUGGACUAUCCACGAUCAGAGCUGGUUAAAUUCCCUCAAUUUUUUGGCUACAGCUUGGAGGGAAGGAUUAAACCGAGAUAUGCACUAGUAAAGGAGUACGGGGUGAAACUUCUUUUGAAUCAGAUCCUAUCAUUGUCGGCUCAGGAUUUUGAUGAGGUUUUGAAGAAGAAGAUGAAGAAAAUGCUUUUGGAUGAGAAUACUACUAACAAACACAGUGCAUGACCCUUCUCUUUAUCGAUUUGAACCAGAUAAACUUCAGUGUAGAAACUAUGAUAUUCUUCAGAAGAUAGAAAAUCUACAGCUCCUUAGUGGUGCAGUACCUCCAUGUUAACUUCC